UGUCCCCGCUGCAGCGCUGCGAAGGAUUGUGUAACGCACACCGCUGUGUAUAUAGAGGGGUCCGGUCACCUGCCAGCCCCCGACGUCAGAGGACAAGAGCCUACAGUCCAGGAAAGGAGGGUGGACGGAGCAGCAGACCCCUGAAUGUCGGGGCAGGGCGAUGCCGAGAUGUCCCUCAUUUGCCUGGCGGACUUUGAAGCUUACGCCAAAGAUAAUUUACCCAAAGCCACGUGGGAGUAUUACGCCGCGGGGGCAGACGACUGCUGCACCCGGGAUGACAACUUACUUGCCUUCAAGCGGAUUCGACUGAGACCCCGGAUGCUGCGAGACGUGUCCGUAACGGACACCAGAACCACCAUCUUAGGAACCGAGAUCAGCUGUCCUAUCGGGAUAGCACCUACCGCCUUCCACUGCUUGGCCUGGCCAGACGGAGAGAUCAGUACCGCCAGAGCGGCAGAGACUCUGAAUUUAUGCUACGUCGCCAGCACCUACUCCACCAGCUCUGUGGAGGAGAUCGUGACCGCCGCCCCCGAUGGUUUCCGCUGGUUUCAGUUGUACAUUUACCGGGACCGUAAACUGUCCGAGCAGCUGGUGCACCGGGUGGAGGCGCUGGGCUUCAAGGCGCUGGUUCUGACUGUGGACGUUCCAUACACCGGCAAGAGGAGGAGCGACAUCCGUAAUAACUUUCGACUUCCUCCUCACCUCAAGGUUAAGAACUUUGAGGGAGUUUUCGAAGGACAUUGUGGCCCCGAUAAUUACGGGGUCCCGGCCAACACUCUGGACCCGUCCAUUAGUUGGAAGGAUAUCCAUUGGCUGAGAAGUCUGACCCGGCUGCCGAUCAUCAUCAAGGGAAUUCUGACCAAGGAGGAUGCGGAGCUGGCGGUGGAACAUGGAGUGCAGGGAAUCAUUGUGUCCAACCACGGGGGGCGCCAGCUGGACGGAGAACUGGCCACGAUCGACGCCCUGUCUGAGGUAGUGGACGCGGUGCAGGGUCGGACCGAGGUGUACAUAGACGGGGGGAUACGGACGGGGAGCGACGUCCUGAAGGCGCUGGCCCUGGGAGCAAAGUGCGUGUUCAUUGGACGCCCCAUUGUCUGGGGUCUGGCGUACAAGGGCGAAGAAGGUGUCCGGGGGGUGCUGCAGAUCCUGACUGACGAAUUCCGGCUGUCCAUGGCGCUCUCUGGAUGCCGGAACAUUUCUGAAAUCAACCGAAACCUCGUCCAGUUCUCCAGACUCUGAAAGUUCUCACAGCCGAGAACCGAAAUGUGAAAUCAACAGAAUCCUCAAGAUGCUGGGAGAUUAUAAUGAUUAUGAUGAUUAUGCGCCCCCAAUGGAGACCCCUAUAAAUGGUCCUCCCUCCAUGGAGACCACCAUAAAUGGUCCCCCCACCCCAUGGAGACCACCAUAAAUGGUCCCCCCCAUGGAGGCCACUAUAAAAGGUUCGACCCCUAUAAAUUUGCCUUUUCAAUGGUGACCCCUAUAAAUGGUCCCCCCUCCAUGGAGACCACUAUAAAUGGUCCCCCCAAUGGAGAACCCUAUAAAUGGCCCUUCCACCCCAUGGAGACCCCUAUUAAUGAACUGUAUGUAAGCCAAGAAAACUGUGGUGAUUCAUUGGACUUUAAUCAGUACCUAGAACAUGAGCAGAUCAUUCACCGGAUCAUUCAUUCUGGAUCACUUCUCGACUGCUGGACACUGCAGCAUCUGAUUACCUGUAGAUUCACCUGUAAAUUUACCCCAUAUCUGGGUGUACCUCCCUCUGCCGCCUGAUACCUCAUCUAGACAGGUGCUAUUACUGGGUUCUAGGUCACACAUAGAAAUCUUAUACAAAGCUCAGAGGAAAACUGCAAAAUGAUUAAAUAAAGAAGAAAAAAGCUAAAGAAAUGUUCAUUCUCAUUGGAGGCAUUUAUACCCUGGGGUCUAAUAAUUAUUAUACAGGCUAAGGGUGGAGCUCUGCCAUAGACAGGGGUAAUGAACAAAACUCAGAGGAACGCAGAUAUACAGACGU
Bufo gargarizans (Asiatic toad) is the source of this 2005-nucleotide messenger RNA. It is a transcript of the gene HAO2, whose product is annotated as hydroxyacid oxidase 2. Gene Ontology annotation, molecular function: FMN binding; oxidoreductase activity. Lineage: Eukaryota; Metazoa; Chordata; Amphibia; Anura; Bufonidae. The transcript is spliced from 8 exons. Bases 145 to 1239 code for a protein of 364 amino acids. The record is from RefSeq and is a predicted model, not a curated record.